Messenger RNA from Marmota flaviventris (yellow-bellied marmot), 2771 nucleotides. RefSeq names its product fidgetin like 1 (gene Fignl1). The record is from RefSeq and is a predicted model, not a curated record. Gene Ontology annotation, molecular function: ATP hydrolysis activity; ATP binding; microtubule severing ATPase activity. NCBI's taxonomy places the organism in Eukaryota, Metazoa, Chordata, Mammalia, Rodentia, Sciuridae.
UGUAUAUUUGAUUGUGGCUUGAUUCAUAACUGUCUCUGUGAUUUCCAAAACUCGAACAUGCAGACCUCCAGCUCUAGGUCUAUACAUCUGAGUGAAUGGCAGAAGAAUUACUUUGCAAUUACAUCUGACAUAUGUACAUCAGGACAGAGGGCUGAUGCGUAUCGUGCACAGAUAUUACGCAUUCAGUAUGCAUGGGCAAACUCUGAGAUCUCCCAGGUCUGUGCUACCAGAUUGUUCAAAAGAUACGCAGAGAAAUAUUCUGCAAUUGUUGAUUCUGACAAUGUUGAAACUGGCUUGAAUAACUAUGCAGAAAACAUUUUAGCUUUGGCAAGAUCUCAAACUAACAGUGAAAAGUGGCAGUCUGGGUUGUCAAUAAAUAAUGUUUUCAAAAUGGAUAAUGUACAGAAGAUGAUGCAAGCUGGCAAAAAAUUUAAAGAUUCUAUUUUGGAACCUGGUGAUGCAUCAGUAAUAAUCCACAAGGAGGUUGCUGCCUUUGAUCUUCCUAAAUUUAAUGUUCGUGGAGCUCCUGGAGAGGGUGACCUAUUACCUAACUUAAUUCAUGACACAGAUAGGGUCCAAGACAACCCAGGAAACAACCCUUUGAGGUGCCCUCAGGUUGUCCAGCCACCUGUAGUGACUAACACCACCACUAAGACUUGUUGCAUGUCUUCAGUGCCUUUAGGUGAGUCAUCCACUGCAAAAGUACAUGCUGCACCAUUAUUUGGAAAUGUCAAAAAGGAAAAUCACAGCUUUCCCAAAGCCAACAUAGGACUAAAUAUGUUCUCAUCUAAUCAGUCUUGUUUUCCUUCUGGCUCUGAAAAUCCACGGGAAAGGAAGGGUUUUUAUGAUUCUGGAAUCAUUGAUACCCUUUCCAAUCCAGUACUGAAUAAGGGUUUUAGUAAAAUGGAAGAUAAUGGCCAAAGGGAGGAUAGCAAUCUGCCCACCUUUAAAACUGCAAAAGAACAAUUAUGGGUAGAUCAACAAAAAAAGGGCCACCAACUCCAGCGUGCAUCAGGGUCUUCCUAUGGUAGUGUUAAAAAGUCUCUGGGAGCUGGUAGAUCUCGAGGGAUAUUUGGAAAAUUUGUUCCUCCUAUACCUAAGCAAGAUGGGGGAGAACAUAAUGGAGGAAUGCAGUAUAAGCCUUAUGGGGCAGGAACUGCAGAACCAGCACAUCCCAUUGAUGAGCGUCUGAAGAACUUAGAGCCAAAGAUGAUUGAACUUAUUAUGAGUGAGAUCAUGGAUCAUGGGCCUCCAGUACAUUGGGAAGAUAUUGCAGGAGUGGAAUUUGCAAAAGCCACAAUAAAGGAAAUAGUUGUGUGGCCCAUGAUGAGGCCAGACAUCUUCACUGGGUUACGGGGACCUCCGAAAGGAAUUCUGCUCUUCGGUCCUCCUGGGACUGGUAAAACUCUAAUUGGAAAGUGCAUUGCUAGUCAGUCUGGGGCAACAUUCUUUAGCAUUUCUGCUUCAUCCUUGACUUCUAAAUGGGUAGGUGAGGGGGAGAAAAUGGUACGGGCUUUGUUUGCUGUUGCAAGGUGUCAGCAACCAGCUGUGAUAUUUAUUGAUGAAAUUGAUUCCCUGUUAUCUCAACGAGGAGAUGGUGAACAUGAAUCUUCUAGAAGAAUAAAAACUGAGUUUUUAGUUCAGUUAGAUGGAGCAACGACAUCUUCUGAAGACCGCAUUCUAGUGGUGGGAGCAACAAAUCGGCCACAAGAGAUUGAUGAGGCUGCCCGGAGAAGAUUGGUGAAAAGGCUUUAUAUUCCUCUCCCAGAAGCUUCAGGCAGGAAGCAGAUAGUAAUUAAUCUAAUGUCCAAGGAGCAGUGUCACCUCAGUGAAGAAGAAAUUGAAUGGGUUGUCCAGCAGUCUGAUGGAUUCUCUGGAGCAGACAUGACACAACUUUGUAGAGAGGCUUCUCUUGGCCCUAUUCGCAGUUUACAAACUGCUGACAUUGCUACCAUAACACCAGAUCAAGUUCGACCCAUAGCUUAUAUUGAUUUUGAAAAUGCUUUUAGAACUGUGCGACCUAGUGUGUCUCCAAAAGAUUUAGAGCUUUAUGAAAACUGGAACAAAACAUUUGGUUGUGGAAAGUAAAUGGGACACUUGAAAUUAAAAGGUGGCUUCUUUGUAGUACAUUCUUUUUUGGAUUUUAGCAUAGAAUGCUGGGAGUGUACUAAUUGCUUUUUUUAAAAAAAUCUGAAUUGUACCUCAAAUAAGACAAACAAUAACUCAGAUUUUUAUGAUCUACAUAGCUUAUGUUAAUACAUGUUUUUGCCUUCCUAUUAUUUAAUGUGUAAGCCUAUAUAAAUAGAAUGAGAAUGAAAUUUUUGUUCAGUUUCUGUGAAGUCAUUGAAGAUGUAUAAUAUGAAUAGUAAGCUCAAAUAAUCUGAAGAUUGCAUUUAGGAUAUGUCUAAUUUUAUUCACUUUUUAUUGAAGAAAGUUCUGUCUGAAAGCCCCAUAAUUUUUAAUGUUGGCUAGUAUAAUGGUUUACAUUCAAAGCAACAUUGCUUACUGUUUAGAUAGAUUUAAAAUCUCACCAAAAAUUAAAAUGAAAGUACCAGUUUUUACUUUCUUCUGCUGGACUAUAACCUAUUUUGUGAUUUUCUUUCCUUACCAAAACAAACUAAUAAAAACAUGUUCAGAAAUGGCAAGGUAUAAUCUAGUAUCAGAGACAUAUCCACAUAACCAAAAGGUGAAUAAUAAUAUAUUUUUUCAGGGGAUGUUUAUCAUUAAUAUGGUGUUUAUCAUUAAUACUAUAUCUGAUAUUACUUCACAGC